GAUUCGGUAACUACACUGUCAGCCGGGAGCGUGGAACCUGGGAACGGUAAACUUAGAGCGGUCAAAAUUACUAUGACAUAGAUAUAUAUAUUAAACAUAGUCGGCGAAUUAGAGGCAAUAUAGAACAAAAGUGUGUUAGAGUUGUCCCAGAUAAAAUAUGAGCACGGGGUUUUGCGCUGAUAUAUUUGACGCCGGUCGGUUUUAUAAUACAAUAUAGCUAGCAAGCUAGCUCAAAAUUAGCUAUCUACCUAAAACACACGCAGGUGGGGAGACUGGCAGACUAUAUGAUUACUUUUCCUGUCCGAAUGAGAUUGUCUGUAGGUCUACGUUAAUAAUUUUGCUGUACAACGUGAAUCCAUCAAACGUUUUUUGAUGUAACGCGUGAUUUUGGGAUGUUCUUCUGGUGAAGAAAUUUGGAUUUCACAAGAAAACUGAAAGCACAUAGUUUUUGCUAGCUAUCUUGCCAUCAAGGUAGCGAGCUAAUUGUCUCCGUGAACCGAUUUGCUAGUCAGAUAGCAGGCUACCAUAAUACUGCUGAGGUGGGUCCUGUUUGUAUAUUGUGUGCACGAAAGCGAACGAAAGGGAGUCUUGCGGAGAAGAGCACAAUUAAUAUUCCGCCGGACAUUCCUGUGUCCCUGAUGGACGCGCAUCGAUACUGACUUGCCAAAGCACAGAAGAGACCGUGGGAGAAUCAGGAGCGGGGUUAACAUUUUCACUUGGGAUUGGGACUUCAAUUUAAUUGUCUACCUGUGACCUGUCAUCGUAGUGGGGACUGUCAGAAUGGCUGAUGAAAGGUAUUCAGCCUUGGAUGAAUCGUCGCUCCGGAACCUGCUGGACGGGACGGCGGACCUGGACGAGAGGCGGCUGAUCCGGUCGGCCAUCCGGGAGCUGCGGCGGCGUGAGAUCGAGGACAUGGAGGCGGCGCUGGCCAGCAAGCGCUUCCGGCCCACCCGCCAGCACCUGCACGAGGACAAGGAGAACCAACUCAGGUCGGACUCUCUGGACCAGCUCUCUGGGAAGAUACAGGCCAUCCAGGACAUUGAGGAGCUUACUGGACUGCUGCGAGGUGCCAGCGAGUACGAGGAGAGGAAGCUGAUCCGGGCAGCCAUCCGCCGGCUAAGGGACGAGGAGCUGCAGGGGGCUGCGGAGAAGGUCAGGGCAACCGGGCGGCGGCCGGAGCCUGAGAGGGCGGAGCCUCAGACCAGCCUGGGCACAGCGGACCCUGAGAGAGACAGCCUGGUGGAGCGAGAGCAGAUCCGAUCUCAAAUCAGAGAGCUGCGAAGUCAACAGAUACAGAGCAGAGAGCUUCACAGAACAGGCUCCAACACAGGCAUGGUUCUGGUCCUGGACACCCUGGGGAAGGAGGAGCCCUCAGCCCCCCUGAUGGCUCGGCAGCGCCUGGACUCGGGGACCUCCGACUCGGACGUGGUGCUGCCGCAGCGGCAGCGUCUGGGCUCGGGAGCGUCGGAGCACAGCCUGGGGUCGGCGCCCCGCAGACCCCGGCUGGACUCCGGGGCGUCCGAGAAGAGCCUGGGCUCCGUACCCAGGGUCAGACUGGAUUCAGGGGCCUCUGAUCGGAGCCUCGGGCUGGCCCCCAGGGCCCGGCUGGAUUCGGGGGCCUCUGAUCGGAGCCUCGGGCUGGCCCCCAGGGCCCGGCUGGAUUCGGGGGCCUCAGAGUGGAGCAGCAGCUCUCAGUCCAGGUCCAGGCAGAGACUCGACUCUGGGACGUCUGACUCCAGUCAGGGCCCGCUCCCACGGCAACGGCUGGGCUCCGGUGCCUCCGAUGGAAGCCUGCUGUCACGGAAACGGCUGGAUUCGGGCACCACGGACACGAGCCCUGGCGUGUCCUUGUUGGAUCGGGAACCGGCAGAGGAGCCAGCGGCAGUAAUGAGCAGCUCCUCCAGCACUGACUCAGAAGCCGAGGCCAGCGAUCACAGGCCGGCCCCGCCCGCUGCGGAGCCCAGUGACGACAGCUCCACCACUGACACUGACCGUGAGCAGCCACAAAGCACCAAUCAGAGGCCCGCCCUUGCCAUCGUGGAGCCCAGCGAGGACAGCUCCACCACAGACACCGACCGCGAGCAGCCUGAUGGGGCAGUCCUCUCCAGAAAUGCCCCUAGUUCCCAUACCAACCUGCUGAAUGGCAGCUCAAGGGCCAGGGAUGAUGUGCAAGAGCGGAAGACUACAGGGACCAGAGACACACCGUUCAAAUCCCUCUACAAUGGCAAAGAGUCAGCGCCGGAGAAGAAGGACCUGCUCCCCUCGGCCUUCAGCCGGGCCAACUCCGUGCGGGACCGCGUGCGCAAGUUCACUGAGAGCAGCCCCAGCGCGGCGGCCCAGAGGAGAGGCUCGCUGAAGAGCGGGGCAGCCCCCAGCGCCCGCAGCCAGACGCCCGUGUCCCGCGUCACCCGGCUCUUCGAGGGCCAGGGCCCGAGCAGGGACAAGGCGCGGGAGGCAGAGAGGGCCGACAGACCCCGCGUGGGCUCCGCGUCCUACUCCUCCUCCUCUUCCUCAGAGUCCGCCGAAGGUCUGCUCCAGCGGCGAGCCGGCGAGCGUCCAGGGGCGCCUGCCUGCGGCCACACCCCCGCCCCCUCCCAGCAGCACCCGCCCAACGGCCAAUCGCUGAGCUCCGGGGGCGGAGCCUCUGGGCGUGCAGAAAAGCUCAUCCACCCCUCGGUCAGCUCAGAGGAAGCCAACGUACCCGCAUCGCCAGCCUCAGCAGGGGACAGCGCAGCACACAGCGUGGGAGAGGAAGACCCCGACAUGAAGACCUUCUUCACCAUCGAGAUCAAGGAUGGGCGCACCACCACCACCAGCAACGCGCCCCCGCGGAUCAGCGCCAGCACCCCUCCCCGGAUCAGCGCCAACACUGUGGGACAGAGGGCAGAGCUCACUCUGGGCCUGAGAGCGACGCCUUUCAAGAUCACCUCCUCCAGCCUGUCCUCCGGCCCCUCCUUCAAGAUGGAGACGGAGCCCGUGGUGGCGGCUGAGCCCUCCAUACUGACCACCAGGGAGGCCCCUGCUGUGCCCAACGGCUCUACAGAGGCCCAGGCCAAAGUGGAGGAAUGCUCCGGCAAACUGACCGCUGAGCAGCUGGCCGCCAUCGAGGAUGAGGAGGUCCUGGAUAAGAUGCUGGACGAGUCAAAGGAUUUCGAGGAGAGGAAGAUGAUCCGGGCUGCCAUGAGGGAGCUGCGAAAGAGGAAGCGAGAGGCUCUGCUGGGAUUCACUCAGGAGGAGAUAGACCAGAGGGAGCGGGAGAGAGAGUCCCGCCUGCAAGACCUGCGGCAACAGAGGGAGGAGCGGGCGAUGAAGAGCCGGCCAGGAGGGGGUGCCACGGAGGUGGUGACGAAGAAGGCAGAAAAGUCAGCUGACGGCUCCACCCUGAGCCAGAUCACCAAGACCGACCGCUUCGCCCAGUCUGAUGAUGGCAGCCGGUCCUCUCGCAGCACUAUCAUGGAGGCCAGCUAUACGCAGAAGUCUGACAAGGGAACCGUCCAGACUAAGUCCUACAGCUACUCUUCCUCCUCCAGCUCCACCACCAAGAAAGUGGGCAGCGUGUUCGACCGUGAGGACGACUCGUCCUCGCGCAGCGGCGGUGGGCUGGCCGCGCUGGAGCGCCGGCAGGCGGAGAGGCGCAAGGAGUUGAUGAGGGCGCAGACGCUGCCGAAAACCUCGGCCACGCAGGCCCGGCGGGCCAUGAUCGAGAAGCUGGAGAAGGAGAGCGGAGGCCCAGCAAACGCGGCCGUCGCCCGGGUCAACAAGGUGCAGCGCUCCACCAGCUUCGGGGUGCCCAACGCCAACUCCAUCAAGCAGAUGUUGCUGGACUGGUGCAGGGCCAAGACCCGUUCUUACGAGAAUGUGGAUAUUCAGAAUUUCUCCUCCAGCUGGAGUGAUGGCAUGGCUUUCUGUGCACUGGUGCACAAUUUCUUCCCCCAUGCCUUUGACUACUCUGCUCUCAGCCCCAGCAACCGCAGGCAGAACUUUGAGGUGGCCUUCAGCACGGCAGAGAAGCUGGCUGACUGUCCCCAGCUGUUGGACGUGGAGGACAUGGUGCGGAUGCGUGAGCCGGAUUGGAAGUGCGUUUACACGUACCUCCAGGAGUUCUACAGGGGCCUGGUGCAGAAAGGCCUGGUUAAAACCAAAAACUCCUCCUAGAGUCGCGCCCCUCGCCCCGACAAAAAUUAAGACGAAUGGGCCUUCGCUAAUUGUAUGCCCCUGCUGGAGGUGGAGGAUAUGAUGAUCAUGGGCAAGAAGCCCGACUCCAAGUGCGUCUUCACCUACGUGCAGUCACUGGUCAACCACCUGCGCAGGUACGAGAUGACCUGCCGGGCCUACUCCGACCUCUGACCUCCCCCGAGCUCAUCGCAUCCCUUGGACUGGGGACGAAACAACUUCCAAUCCGCCAACGAAAAAAACCCCAACCUUUGCCUCACAGUUCCUAUCCCCCCUCACCUGCACAACCCAGCUGACACCGUCCCCUAUCUCCCUCCCUGAAAUCACCACCCCCUUGUGACAGGGCUCUGAAGGCGAGUCGGAGGGUGUGUGUGUCUGUCAGGUGAUUGCUGCAGGUGUGUUUCGUUGGCUGCUCGUAGGGGCGUGAGGGGUCGGGGGGGUGGGCACGGCUGAACGAGGGACACGCAGACACGCUCUUCAGGAACCAUGUGCUAAUGCCACGGAAAACAAGCACAGACCGUGUAGAAUCCCCCUCGUCUUUAAAAUUCCAAAGGUGCACACCUGUGUUCUAACGCGAAGCUUUUAAGCUUUAAUUGUGAUUUUAUACUUAAACUCCGUGACCGUAUGAAUCCCACAGGAGUGCUGCCCACAUUUGGAUAUACUUAACAGCACCCCACCUGCAACGGUCACUCAAAAUGAGCUCCCAAAUCUGUAUGUCGCCCACGUGACCCCGAAUGGAAGAUGUAAGAACAUGGAUACAAAAUACACAUCCUCUUAUUUCUCCCUGCCUUAUUUGCCGACUUGGGGCAUUUUUUUGUACAAUUUGAUGCUAUUUUUAAGAUGCUGUUGGAGGAGUGGCAGAUGACGAUGUUGAUUAUAUCUGAAAGAGUUUCUAUAUAGCUUUAGUCUCCAUCCCCGGUACUGUUGCUGUUAUACACAUUACCAAAUCUGCAUGCUUUUUAAAACACACGUUUACUUGAAUUGUUUUUAUUUGUAUUAUUAUUAAUAUUAUUAUUACUAUUUAAGACAUUAUAAAAGCACUGGUAAGGAGAGAGAUUCUAUCUGUACCAUUGUUGACACCGGUAGACGCAUGGUCCCCCUUGUUUAGCUUUGGACUCUGACCUGUGAUCAGUAGAUUAACCCUGCUUGUGUCAGUCAUCAUUGGAACCACUAGAUUCCCGUUGCCUGGAAUACAAACUGCUUUUCACUCACUUUCCUCUACUUUGUUCCAGCUGAUCCAGAUACAUUGUUUUACACCUUACUGUUCGGAGAGUUGAGUCUUUCUAUUUUAAGUGGAGGUUCCACCGUGCACAGCAACUUUACCAGCAUCUCCUUUGAGUUCCUGAAAAGACACCAGUUCCCCUAUUGAUUGGAAAUGAAAUUAACAUGGUCCUAGCUUGCAGAGACCAUUUUUUACUGUUUCUAAGGUCCCAGAACCACAGGGUAGAGUACACAGCUCAGCAAGGGAUCUCUGCUCAGCCCCUUCCACCAGUGAUAUCCACAUGUCCACUCACUGCCAGCACAGCCAGAUAAACACACACCUUCCUCAUUUUACUGGGCUCUUAUUUAUAAUAGGGUAGCGUUUUGUAUAUUUUUGUUUUCAUGGUGAACGUAUUGUACGCUUUCAGGUUACUAUUUUUUUUUCCACAAAGAGACAAUCAGAAGUAGAUUUAUUAGUCCAGCCCAGUCCCUUUUUAUGGAAUAAUUAUUUUAAAUGGUAAAAAUACCUUUGUUUGAGGUUUUUUCAGAGGCUGAACCAAAGGUUUGCUCGAGUCACUUCUCUACAGCCUUGAACCCACAGAAAGUUGCAGUUCAUCUGAAUUGAUUGUAGGUGAAAAGAAAAAGCUCCCAAUAAGUUAAGUGCAAUGGUAAGAACAUUGACUAUAUCAUAAAUGUGAAUAUGAAGUCAGGAUAUUGUCACUUUGAUUAACUUAAAGUAAGUCUCAGGGAAGAAAUCUAUUACAGAUGUGUAUUACUGCUGUUAUAGCAAGGAUCAAAAAAAACUUUAAUGUAUGUAUUGGUUCUAAAAUUGGUUUUAAAGUAAUUCACCUCAUUUAACUGAUUAGCGGCUGCAUAGCAACUAAACGAUCCUUCUGGCCAAGGUUCUCUGGGCAAGGCUGUAGAGGGGUCAGGGAUUACGGUGUCUGAGAAUGUUGGAGGAACUGACUUGUUUUUGUGACCAUUUUCCCCGGGGACACCAGGUCCCAGGGAAGGGCAGUGCUAUUCGGGGCCUAAAAGGUCUGGUUUAAAAAAAAAGAUAUGAUCCUGUGCAUCUGUGAAGGACACUGUUUUGCCACAGUCUGUUUUUGGUCCAGAUGGAGAUGCAGUCAGCUUGUCUGCAGCUGAAGACUCAGCAGCCAAAGGUCUUCCAUAAGCUAGCAAGUCCUGUAUAUACCAGCUCCAAACACUUUGUCAUGAUAUCAUGUUUUCUGUACACCACAUGUCAAUGUGAAUUAACAAUUAAAACCAUUUUAAGAAACCAAAA
Molecule: messenger RNA, 6658 nt
Organism: Megalops cyprinoides (Indo-Pacific tarpon)
Lineage: Eukaryota; Metazoa; Chordata; Actinopteri; Elopiformes; Megalopidae
Gene: smtnb
Product: smoothelin b
Exons: 22
Coding region: 781-4155 (1124 amino acids)
Biological process (GO): actin cytoskeleton organization
Cellular component (GO): microtubule organizing center; filamentous actin
Molecular function (GO): protein binding
Source: RefSeq, a predicted model, not a curated record